Molecule: messenger RNA, 2009 nt
Organism: Amphiprion ocellaris (clown anemonefish)
Lineage: Eukaryota; Metazoa; Chordata; Actinopteri; Pomacentridae
Product: endoplasmic reticulum protein SC65-like
Exons: 7
Coding region: 237-1523 (428 amino acids)
Biological process (GO): peptidyl-lysine hydroxylation; collagen fibril organization
Cellular component (GO): endoplasmic reticulum
Molecular function (GO): collagen binding; protein binding
Source: RefSeq, a predicted model, not a curated record
ACCACCCCCGUGCCAAAGUACGCACAAGCGCUCACUUUUACGCACGCCUAUUCUUGAGCCAAAUAAAGAAGCACAGCAGCCUCGGUGACAGCUGUAGGUCUGCACUGAGAAACCUGAGACAGUAACCUCUGAAAGGCCCAAUCCUGGUAUUCCCACAGACCCCUAAGCGCUUCAGCAGACCUCCGACCAGACACUGAGGCAGCAGGAGGAGACUGAAGGAGUUAUGUUAUCUUAUCAUGGUUACAUUGUGCGCAAAGGGAGACUCGCUGUUUAUACUGCUCUGUGUCACCUUUGUUUUUAUGUCAGCAGCACAAUAUGAAAACUACAAUUUCAGGAAUUUUCCCGAAGAGGAACUCAUGCCGCUCACUGCUGCGUACGGAAAGGCGCUGGACAAUUACGCAGCAGGAAACUGGACGGAAUCGAUCCGUUACUUGGAGUUAAGUCUGCGUUUGCACCGGUUUCUCAGAGACAGCGUGAGGUUCUGUGUUCUCCACUGUAACAGGAGCGAAUAUGACGAGCCUGCCUUUUCUACAGACACAGAUCUGCGCGUCUUCUGGCACGUUAUGAUGAGAGCGUCCUGUCUGAAGAAGUGCAGAGCGCAUUUCCCGGCGCUGCAGCUGCCUCCUCCAGGCAGAGAGAUCCUGGAGGAUUUCAACAGAAGAUCUGUCUACAGAUACCUGCACGCUGCUCACUCGAAGCUGAACAACCUGCAGCAGGCCGUCCCAUGUGCCUUCACCUUCCUCCAAAGGAACCCAGAGGAUCAGGAGAUGCAGCAGCUGAUGGAGGACUACAAGAAGCAGUACGACCUGAGCGGCUUCCUCAUCGACCACGAGGAACGGCCUUAUGAGGCCUCUUUUCUUCAGGGAGUGAAACUCAUCAGUUCAGGCGACUACAGCAGCAGCGUUGAGCAGCUGGAGGAAACUCUGAAGCUCUACCUGCAGGAGUACGACCUCUGUCAGUCUGACUGUGAGGACAUCAGUCAACUUUCAGCAGACAGGGACUUCUAUGCUGUCAUAGCAGAUGUCUAUGUCGACGUGUUAAGGUGCAAGUUGAAGUGUGAAGAAAACCUGAUGCCCAACAUUGGUGGAUAUUUUGUUGAGAAAUUUGUGGCCACAGUUUACCACUACCUCCAGUACGCCUAUUACAAAUUGAAUGAUGGCCGGAGUGCCGUGCCAUGUGUCUACAGCUACUUCUUGUUCGAACCAGAAGACCAGGUCAUGAAGCAGAACCUGCAGUAUUAUAAAGCCUACAGUGAACAGUGGGGCCUUCAGACGGACCACUUCACACCCAGGAGGGAGGCUUUCAGACACUACAAUCAGACCGCCACUCAAAAGCAGAUGCUGACAUUUGCAGAAAUGUAUGUAAAGAUGAGUGAUGAGGAUUUUCUUGGAGCAGAGGAAGCUGCACUUCUGGCUCCACAGUCUCCUGAUGUUGAGUUUGAAGGUAUCGGAGACUACGAGGAAUCUUUCUACGCUAACUGGAGGCAGCCGAAAGGCAAAGGGGACGCUGGAGAAGAGAGCUGAAAGUGAGGAUUUAUGCAGCAGUGGAGCAGAAAAUAUCAGCAUCUGAUAUAAUUAGUAAAUUCAGGAUUAGUAAUCAGAAGUGCAUGUAUUUACAGUUCCAGUUCUACUUCCUCAGUGUCCUUGAAAGUUGGUUAAUUAUUUGGUUUUGAUCCAUCUACUCUGUGCUUGUAAAAAAAAAUAAAAGGUCAGUAAUAACCAUUUUCAUUUUUUUCUCCAAACUACAGACAUGCUUGUACAUGUGUGUCAGGGAGAGCUGCAGAUUUUACCAGGUAAUGCCUGUAAACAACAUUUUUUUGGUUUGAUUCAUUUCUCUUAAGGGGAGUAAACCAGCAGCAGAGGAGGAGAGUGAAUGAUGACAGACAUGCCAGUAAUGUUUUUACUACUAGUUGACUCACUGAUUUUGCAAUGCAUCAAUAAUUAUGUCCCUAAAGCUCUGAGUAUUUUAUGUGAUAAACUAUUUUGCACAAUUAAAAAUACUCCCAAACA